AUGAUGGAUGACUAUGUGAGCGAGUCGGACAGCGACUACACGAGCUACUGGAGGGAUUGGUUUAUCUCGUCCAGGGGCAACGAGUACUUUUGCGAAAUCGAUGAGGACUACCUCACAGACAGGUUCAACCUGACUGGCCUGAACACCGAGGUACAAUACUACCAGUACGCGCUGGAUCUCGUCACCGACGUCUUUGACCUCGAGUGCGACGAUGAGAUGCGCGAGGCCAUAGAGAAAUCUGCGAGGCACCUUUACGGUCUCGUGCAUGCUCGCUAUAUUGUUACGACUAGAGGUCUAUCAAAAAUGCUUGACAAGUACAAAAAGGCCGAGUUUGGAAAAUGCCCUCGUGUCAUGUGUCACUCCCACCCCCUCCUUCCUAUGGGUCUCUCUGAUGUCCCCAACCUAAAGCCAGUCAAACUCUACUGCGCCAGAUGCGAGGACAUUUACAAUCCCAAAUCAUCGCGUCAUGCCGCCAUCGACGGCGCUUACUUUGGCACCUCGUUCCAUAACAUCCUCUUUCAAGUGUAUCCCGCCCUCAUCCCCACCAAGAGCGUAGACCGAUAUGUCCCCCGCGUGUACGGCUUCAAGGUUCACGCUUCUGCGGCCCUGAUUCGCUGGCAGAGCUCCAAGCGCGAUGAGAUGCGUCGUCGACUUCGCAAACUUGAGAUCGACACCGGUUUCCGCGACGAGAUGGAGGAUGAAGAAGAUGAUGAUGACGAGGAACUCGAGUUUGAGGGGAUAGAUGGCCGUAUGGCUGUCGUUGAGGGCCUCUAG
Fusarium pseudograminearum CS3096 is the source of this 774-nucleotide messenger RNA. RefSeq lists its product as uncharacterized. Gene Ontology annotation, cellular component: protein kinase CK2 complex; cytoplasm. Gene Ontology annotation, molecular function: protein kinase regulator activity. The record is from RefSeq and is a predicted model, not a curated record. The transcript is spliced from 3 exons. NCBI's taxonomy places the organism in Eukaryota, Fungi, Ascomycota, Sordariomycetes, Hypocreales, Nectriaceae. Bases 1 to 774 code for a protein of 257 amino acids.